Molecule: messenger RNA, 1312 nt
Organism: Cylas formicarius (sweet potato weevil)
Lineage: Eukaryota; Metazoa; Arthropoda; Insecta; Coleoptera; Brentidae
Product: retinol dehydrogenase 13-like
Exons: 4
Coding region: 121-1059 (312 amino acids)
Source: RefSeq, a predicted model, not a curated record
AGUUUACUUUUGUUGCUUAUAGAUUUUUCGUUUUAGUUGUAAAGGUAAAUUUGUUGAGUAAAGAAUAUUUGUCAAAAAUUAAUUUAUAUUCCGAGCGGAGUGAGAAAGAGGAUUAAAAAAAUGGGUUGGUUUAACGCGAUGUGCACUUCUGUUGCUCGCCUGGAUGGGAAAACCGCUGUAAUUACCGGGUGUAACACGGGAAUCGGCAAAGUCACUGUUCAAGAUUUUUUCGAAAGAGGUGCGCGGGUCAUAAUGGCCUGCAGAAACAGAGAAAAAGCGACCCAAGCAGCCGAAGAAAUAAAACAGGCAACCGCGUCGAAAUCAAACCUCGGAGAGAUCAUCGUGGAAGAAUUAGAUUUAAUGAGCUUGAAAUCGGUGAGAAGUUGUGCUGAAAAGAUAUUAGCAAGAGAAAAAAGAAUCGAUUUGUUAAUCAAUAAUGCUGGAGUAAUGACUUGUCCGUACGGAAAAACAGAAGACGGCUUCGAAAUACAAUUCGGGACCAACCAUUUGGGGCAUUUCCUUUUAACGCUACUUCUGCUGCCGAGAAUUUGUCAAAGUACCCCUGCCAGGAUUGUCAAUGUAUCGUCAGUGGCACAUGAACGAGGAACUAUGAAUUUUGACGAUCUUAAUUGGGAAAAAACCAAAUAUAAUCCGAUUAAAGCGUACGGCCAAAGUAAACUCGCCAACAUUUUGUUUACCAAGGAAUUGGACCGGCGUUUAAAAGAAGCGGGGGUAUCAGGGGUUAACGUAUAUAGUCUACAUCCGGGGGUGAUAAACACAGAAUUGUCCCGUCAUGUCGGAGACACUUUUGGAAAAGCCAUGGGGUGGAUAUACGACAACGUUAUCGGAUGUUUCAUAAAGUCGGCCGUUGAAGGAGCCCAAACGACAAUUUACUGCGCGGUAGACGAAAAGUGCGCACGCGAGUCCGGGCUAUACUACGCCGAAUGCGCAGUUAAAACACCGAAAAAGAACGCUCUUAAUAUGGACGACGCUUCCAAAUUGUGGGACGAAAGCUUGAAACUGGUCGACUUACCUUUGGAUUACAAUCCUUUCAAAUAAACUGGCCUGGUGUGGUGAAGCAUUCCAAUUACAUAAUUAUUGACCCAUACGGCUUUGUUUACCUUAAUUAUGUGUAUAAGUAACUUUGUGUAAAAUGACUUGAGAUGAAGUCCUUAUAAUACUUACUGGGUGUCAUAGGGUUUUUUUUUAUGUAUACAAACACUUUAAUACCUAUCACCAAGUUACUUGUCAAAUGAUGUAGUUCAACAAGUGUAACAAGUGAACUUUAAUAAAUAUUUAUCGUCUAUUUUAA